Messenger RNA from Xyrauchen texanus (razorback sucker), 2153 nucleotides. RefSeq names its product forkhead box P3a (gene foxp3a). The transcript has 15 exons. The record is from RefSeq and is a predicted model, not a curated record. The coding region runs from base 421 to 1854 and encodes 477 amino acids. Gene Ontology annotation, cellular component: nucleus. Gene Ontology annotation, molecular function: DNA-binding transcription repressor activity, RNA polymerase II-specific; RNA polymerase II cis-regulatory region sequence-specific DNA binding. Gene Ontology annotation, biological process: regulation of transcription by RNA polymerase II. NCBI's taxonomy places the organism in Eukaryota, Metazoa, Chordata, Actinopteri, Cypriniformes, Catostomidae.
ACCAAAACCUUGUGGGGAAACAGAUUCUCUUUUUCCACUAAAUGUCAUGGUGAAAAUUAUAAAAGGGGUGACCCAAACAUUUUCCAGUGCAGUCACCCUAAUAAUUGCUUUCUCUGUCACACCUCUCCGACACUCGCACAACAAGCGGCACCACAAAGCCAUUUGCUGAGGAGAACAAAGGAAAAAGCUAAAACUCAGAGACGUCAGGAAAAGAGCAACAGACACAAAGGAAAGGUGUAGGAGGUACAACAUGCUCUUUCUUCUACACAGAGCUCCUGCAGUUAUGAAAGCAAUUCCAUCAUGUGUUGGGUAAAAUACUGGCUAUGAAAAUUUAUGUUCCAUAAUAUAGGAUAAUCACUCAGGCAACAGGUGUAAAGGCCUACAAGAUUCUCCCCCACCAGGUGACAUUUAUCACGCUGGAUGUGGUUAAUUUCGAAAUGUCACAUCACCUGCCAAAGAAAUAAGAAACACCAACCUUCUGCAAAGCUUACCCUCAACACAGGACUUCUUCAACAAGUUCAAAACCACAUUGACAUUGGAAUGUUUAAAAAUGGCACUGGAACACACAGAGAUGGUGAUAACCGGAGCAGGCAAAGUCAGCAACCUCCACACCAAUAUCAAAAGGAAGAUUGUCCAAACUUUUCCAGCACACAGAUGAAACCCAAAGGAAUUACUUCACCUCUGACCACUGCUAAGCCCAUGGCCACUAAGGUUUCUGUCAACUUGGAGAGUGAUCCCAGAAGUCCUGGCUCAUCUCACAUUCAAAAUUCCCCUCUACAUCAGCAGAGUACCAGCGAAAAUAUAAGCAAACAGCGGCUUCAUUUUCAACAGCCCCGGCCAUCAGUACUACGCAAAGGCAACCAGCCUUUCCCACAAGCUGUGACCUUUCAGUCUGGUGUGCACAACUGGGUUGUGGAUGCUGUGUGUAAGACAGAGCCUGAAAGUGACCUGUCAGAUUUUGCCCCACUUUACACUGGCCAAUCCGAAAGCAGGCUCAGGGCCUCCAGGUCAGCUCCUCAGGCAAGCAGCCAAGAGCAGACUGAAAAUUUUUUCUCUAGGCAUCGAUAUGCUCUUCCAGAAGGCUUGCUGUAUGUUAAAGGACAAUGUAGAUGGCCAGGAUGCUUAAGGAGCAGGGAAGUGUUCAAGGAAUAUGCACAUUUCUUAAAACAUCUGUCUACUGAGCAUGCUCAUGGGGACAGAAGUGUAGCCCAGCUGAGGAUGCAGAAAGACAAGGUACAACAUAUGGAGACUCAGUUGACUGCAGAGAGACAGAAACUGCAGGCUAUGCAGCUACACCUGUUUGAUGUCAAAUCUACCUUUGAGGCUGGGAACAGUCUGGAGAAGACAAGACAUCUCUCAGGACUCCUGCAACCUGCAGCAUGUCAGAAUGUUGAUGUUCUCUUUGACAGUGAGAGAGGGGCAGCUGAUGCAUUGACACAAGGAUACUGGCAGAUCUCUACCUCACAAGUUAUACCAGGGAUUAUCCCCAGUUUUGAGUAUUACAAGUACACAAACAUCAGGCCACCUUUAACUUAUGCCUCCAUGAUAAGAUGGGCGAUCCUGGAGUCUCCAGAGAAGCAGCUGACACUGAACGAAAUCUAUCACUGGUUUACCCAAAUGUUCUUCUACUUCCGCCACAACACGGCCACGUGGAAGAAUGCUGUUCGGCAUAACCUCAGUCUUCAUAAGUGCUUUGUGCGUGUAGAAGGAAGGAAAGGUUCCGUUUGGACAGUGGAUGAGGAGGAAUUUCUCAGAAGGAAAGGACAAAAGCUGCAAAGGGACCAGGACAUGGGCUGGAUGGCACCUUUUCACCUGUUUCCUCUGAAUCCACAAGGUGAAUCUUACCAGAUAUGAGGCCCAUAUGGAAUCUGGUUAAGAUAUUGCAAAUUAUAUUCAAUUACUAACAAAAUAACAACUAUUUGAAGAACAGUUCACAUCCAUGUUUUUGCAGCUAAUGGGAUGUCAUCCUAUGAAGGACAGAAAUGGUUGUUUUAAGUUCUUUGAGAUUGAUGGUACUCUACAGAGGCAUAUUUUGAAAAUGUUUUAAAUCUUACUGCUGUACAAAUAAUACAGUUUAAUUUAAUAUUGAAAACCAUGCUGUUAUACAAAAUUAUACAUCUCUAUUUUUAUGAAUGUUUUUAUGCAAAUAAAGA